Molecule: messenger RNA, 948 nt
Organism: Brenthis ino (lesser marbled fritillary)
Lineage: Eukaryota; Metazoa; Arthropoda; Insecta; Lepidoptera; Nymphalidae
Source: the annotation of a GenBank genome assembly
AUGCCUCUUUUAAAUAACUUAGUAACUCUUAUUUUUGCUAUUAGCUGCAUAAGAAAUGGUUCUGCAGCCGCCUUUUCAAAUGUAAUAGUACGAAGAGGCCCAGUGGAGUAUUUAAAUUAUGAUCCUGCUACAUUUUCCUUUGCAACACCGCAACUAGCUCAAUUGUCAGCAGAUCCUAUAGAAUCAGUGGUCCCCAUACCUCCAGUGCCGUCUGUAGUAACUCCGUGUGUGUCACCUUGCGUUAUUCGUAAUGGACCUCCCACUGGUUUAACGCCAAUAUCCGCCACGACUAAUGCUAGAAUAGUUGCUCUUAAGUCAACUCUAGCAAAUGUACCAGAAGCAAAUGGCUACCAAUAUGCGUAUGCUGUAUUUGAUGAAAAUACUGGAGACAAGAAAACCCAAAGCGAACAAAGUGAUGGGUCAGUAGUGCAAGGACAAUAUUCGUUCAUUCAACCUGAUGGCUUCCGUCGUGAGGUCAUUUACACAGCGGAUGAUUUGAAAGGGUUUAAUGCAGUAGUCAGAAAUAUUUCCCCUGAACCAGAAAUUCAACAAGAAGAAAAUAUAAAAGAAAAAAACGAGACUAAAAAGCCAAUACCUCCAUGUCACGAGGUUAAAAGCGAACAACUCACCCAUGCUCAUGAGGAAAACUCAGAAGAUGGAAUAGAACAUAUGGAAGAAAAGAAAAAUGAAGAAAGUAUUGAUGAAAAAAGUCCCGAAAAGAACGUUGAGAAAUCAGACAAAAGUGCUAAAAAAUCAAAUGAAAGUGCUGAAAAAUCACAUGAAGAUUCAUACCUUGCCGUCUCAUCUGUAGAAAAUAAGCCUCAUACAUCAAAUGCUAUAAUUUCCUACCAUGACAUAAUAAAUUGUCUUCAAACUAAACUCAAAGGAGCUCAAAAUGCUGUGUCCCCAUUAACUUAUGUACUAGUUCCCUCUUCAAGAAGUCCUUGU